AUGGAUGAAAGCUUGAGAAGUGCUGCUCAAGAAGGAAGUGUUAGUGACUUGUAUACAUUAAUUCAGAGAAAUGGAAAUGUUUUGAAGCGCUUCAAUGAGGUCGAGUUUAUCGUCACGACGUUGCAUAUAGCUGCAUCAAAAGGGUGCAUGCGGUUCGCAAUGGAGAUGAUCAGCUUAAAGCCAUCGUUCGCUAGGAAGCUAAACCAACAAGGUUUAAGCCCCGUUCACCUCGCGGUCGAGAAAGGGCACGCAGAGACGGCGCUACGUCUCUUGGAAAUCGAUAGUGAUCUCUCUCACGUCAACGGGAAGGACGGUGAGACCCCCCUGCACUACAUUAGUGAAGUCGGAAACCAUGACGGUUUGCUUGAUAGAUUUCUAGGGGCCUGCCCUGACAGUAUCCUGGAUGUUACGACUCGAAAUCACACUGCUUUGCAUAGAGCGGUGGAAAAUGAAAGAUUGGAUGUUCUCCGAGUCCGAAUCGAAUCACCGGAAAGUGGUGAAUCGGAAGGACGAGGACGGAAACACUGCACUGCACAUAGCUGCCAGCAAUAA
This is a messenger RNA of Hibiscus syriacus, 552 nucleotides long. RefSeq names its product ankyrin repeat-containing protein BDA1-like. Lineage: Eukaryota; Viridiplantae; Streptophyta; Magnoliopsida; Malvales; Malvaceae. The transcript has a single exon. The coding region runs from base 1 to 552 and encodes 183 amino acids. The record is from RefSeq and is a predicted model, not a curated record. Gene Ontology annotation, molecular function: protein binding.